AUGGCCAAGGUCAGAUUUUACGACUUGGAACUUGAAGUCCCUGGACUCAUUUGGUCUCCAAACACCUGCAAGACCCGUUACGCACUCAAUGUGAAGGGCAUUCCCUAUGAAACAGAGUGGUUGACGUUCGCUGGAGUACACGAAGUUAUCCCUGGCUUGACUAAAACUGGCAAGGCCCCUACUGUACCUGUGAUUGUGGAUUUGGUGCAUGGUGACAAAGUAGUACAGGAGUCGUGGGAGAUUGCAAAGUAUCUCGAGGAAGCUUAUCCUGAUCAUGCGAGCUUGUUCAAUGGCAACGAAGGUGCUCAUUUCUUUUUCCAUGAAUACUGCACACGCAAGCUUUUGCCCAAGAUCUUCAAGUUGUGCGUAUUGACGAUUCACAGCAAGGUGACCCCGCCAUCCUUGAAGCAAUGGUUCCGUGAGACUCGUGAAAAGGCCUUCAAGAUGCCACUUGAAAAGUUUGCUGGUGAUCCCCAAAAGCACAUUGAUGCUAUCAAAGAACUCCUGGAGCCUAUUGGUCGUGUCCUCAAACAGUAUCCUUUCAUGACAGGUUCACAAGCUGGUUGGGCCGAUGUUGUCCUUGCAUCCUACCUUCGCUUGUUGGUGGUACAUCGUCCUGAACUUUUCGAUUCAAUUGUCAUCAAUGAUCCUAAGGCUGGUGCCGAGUUUGCUGCAUGGUGGAAACGUAUGGACAAGUAUAUGCAAUCGCAACCCCCCGCUCCCGAAGCAAGAAUGUAG
Messenger RNA from Lichtheimia ornata, 738 nucleotides. RefSeq lists its product as uncharacterized. The transcript is spliced from 4 exons. NCBI's taxonomy places the organism in Eukaryota, Fungi, Mucoromycota, Mucoromycetes, Mucorales, Lichtheimiaceae. The coding region runs from base 1 to 738 and encodes 245 amino acids. The record is from RefSeq and is a predicted model, not a curated record.